This is a messenger RNA of Thamnophis sirtalis, 829 nucleotides long. NCBI's taxonomy places the organism in Eukaryota, Metazoa, Chordata, Lepidosauria, Squamata, Natricidae. The record is from RefSeq and is a predicted model, not a curated record.
GCGGCGGAAGUAGCCGCAGGAGCCGCAGGGUGUGUAAGUGUGAUAAGAGGGAAGCGGGUGGCUCGCGCGCCGACAACGCUCGCUUCGCCCGCUAUCCGAGGCCCCAACGUCCCUCUCGUUUUGAGGCGGUCGCACCCCGUCAGGAAUAACGAUGGAUAAAAGUGAGCUUGUACAGAAGGCCAAAUUGGCUGAGCAGGCAGAACGCUAUGAUGAUAUGGCUGCUGCCAUGAAGGCUGUCACUGAGCAGGGUCAUGAGCUGUCCAACGAAGAAAGGAACCUACUCUCUGUUGCCUACAAAAAUGUGGUUGGUGCUCGUCGUUCUUCUUGGCGUGUCAUUUCCAGCAUUGAACAGAAGACAGAACGAAACGAGAAAAAACAGCAGAUGGGAAAAGAAUAUCGUGAGAAGAUUGAGGCUGAGUUGCAGGACAUAUGCAAUGAUGUUCUGGAACUCUUAGAUAAGUUCCUUAUUGCUAAUUCCACACAAGCAGAAAGUAAAGUCUUCUAUUUGAAAAUGAAAGGCGAUUACUACAGAUACCUUUCAGAGGUGGCAUCUGGGGACAACAAGCAAACAACAGUAGGAAAUUCUCAACAGGCAUAUCAAGAAGCAUUUGAAAUCAGCAAGAAGGAGAUGCAGCCAACACAUCCUAUUCGCCUUGGUCUGGCAUUGAAUUUCUCUGUGUUCUACUAUGAAAUAUUAAACUCACCUGAGAAAGCCUGUAGUUUGGCAAAGACAGCAUUUGAUGAAGCAAUAGCUGAACUGGACACACUGAAUGAAGAAUCUUACAAAGAUAGCACCCUGAUUAUGCAGCUACUUAGAGAUAAUCUUACU